UGCGGCUACUUCAGAGUUUCAGUGAUCAUCAUGAGAACAAAUACCUCCUGUUGAACAGCCAGGAGCUAAAUGAACUGAGUGCCAUAUCCAUGAAGGCGAACAUCCCGGAGGUGGAGGCUCUGGUCAACACAGACAGAAGCCUAGUGUGUGAUGGGAAGAAGGGCCUCCUCACGCGCAUCCUCACCGUCAUGAAGAGGGAGCCUCCAGACUCGUCCUUCAGGUUCUGGCAGGCGAGGGCAGUGGAAAGUUUUCUCAGAGGAGCCACUUCCUAUGCAGACCAAAUGUUCCUCCUGAAGAGGGGACUGCUAGAGCACAUCCUGUUCUGCAUCAUAGACAGUGGGUGUACGUCUCGAGAUGUCCUACAGAGCUACUUUGAUCUGCUUGGAGAGCUCAUGAAGUUCAACAUUGAUGCCUUCAAAAGAUUCAACAAAUAUGUUAACACUCCCGAGAAGUUUCAGACCUUCCUGACGCAGAUCAACAGUUCUCUGGUGGACUCAAACAUGCUGGUGCGCUGCAUUGUCCUUUCAUUGGACCGCUUUGAGAGCCAGACUGAAGAUGUCAAAGUGGUGGAGGUACUUUCUGAGUGCUGCCUGCUGUCCUACAUGGCCAGAGUUGAGAACAGGCUGUCCUUCCUUUUCCGACUGAUCAACAUCAUCAACGUACAGACACUCACACAGGAGAAUGUGAGCUGUUUAAACACCAGUUUGGUGAUCUUGAUGCUGGCCAGAAGAAAGGCUAAACUGCCCUUCUACCUCAACGCCCUGCGGGAGAAGGAGUAUGCUGAGAAGUACCCGGGCUGCCUACUCAACAACUUCCACAACCUACUGCGCUUCUGGCAGCGCCACUACCUCAACAAGGACAAAGACAGCACCUGUCUGGAGAACAGCUCCUGUAUCCCCUUCAGCUACUGGAAGGAGACGGUGUCAGUGCUGCUGGGCUCAGACAGGACUUCUCUGUGCGCCAUAGCGAGCUACAUUGAUGAGCCCUUCAUGGAUCUGGACAGAGACCUGCUGGAAGAUUGACCUCCAGUGUUGUGCACUCAGUGCGCUGGGGGUGGGACAGGGCAGAGGGUCACAGGGAGCAUGGACACCUAAAGCUGGUGAUGACUCCACUGAGCUGAGCCUUCCGGUUGCUUUGUGACUGCAUUCUGGAUGUAAAGACUCGCCUGUUUGCUGUCUGUACCUUCGCAUGGAGGCCGUGAUCACAGAUGUGAGGGGACCUAAUUUGCCUGGCUGUCACCUCCUCGCUAAGUUACCGUCCUCUUCUUCAAAGGAAGUAGGUGGAAACCUGUAUGCCCACCCCAGAUCGGCCACAUCGUUUAACAGACAAUAAAGGGACCUUGCAAAAUGUCACCUGCAUUGGUUGUUUGCUUUAGGUGACAUUCAAAUAGAUCCUUUUAUAUAACCUACACAAAAUUCUAUGAAAAAAGAUGUAUGAUUCAACAAAUUAUAUGUAAGAAAUAUUCUUUUCACAUGAAACCUGGUUUGAAAACAGCCACAGAUUAAACAGUCAGACACCCAGAUGUGCAGGUUGAUGGUGCGUCACAGGACGGGCAGGAGUCACCGGCCUCACUCUCCACUACCUACCCGCUCUCUGACUUCAUGCCACUCCACUGCCUGACCUGUGGGGGAAACUGGUGAUAUUAGACUUUUUGCAAGUGUCUUCUCAAUGAACAGCAUUUUCAUUUAACCUGUGUUAUUAGGUGGUUAUUGUUGAUUGGUGCUUUCUGGCUCUACUCAGCACAUUUAGGUAGCUUGUGGGCCAGCUGACAUGUUUCACAAAUCACACGGGGCUCAUCACCUACAACCAAUCCACUCUUGUGGCUUCAGAAGCGUCACCCAGGGACUCGUGUCUUUACCAGGUUAUUUUUGUUGAUUUACUUUUGUCUUGUUGAAAACAAUGCUUUUAGCUCUGGAUAAACUGUAGAAUAAAACAUUGCACAGAUUAAAUUGUUUUUAUUGUUAUAUUUGAACUCAUUUGUUGAUUUUAAAAAUGUCUUUUGUUUUGUAACUGAAUUUGUAUCUGUGUUGUGAGAGAUGCUUGGGGAAGAGAAUAAACUAUGCAGGCGCUAGAAUUAAGAUAC
Molecule: messenger RNA, 2083 nt
Organism: Micropterus salmoides (largemouth bass)
Lineage: Eukaryota; Metazoa; Chordata; Actinopteri; Centrarchiformes; Centrarchidae
Product: short transient receptor potential channel 4-associated protein-like
Biological process (GO): ubiquitin-dependent protein catabolic process
Cellular component (GO): Cul4A-RING E3 ubiquitin ligase complex
Molecular function (GO): phosphatase binding
Source: RefSeq, a predicted model, not a curated record